CAAGACGAGCAAAGUCGAUUCAAUCGCGCGUGCCACCAGACCGUUCAGUUGUUAUGGUUACUGCAUACAAACAUAAAUUACGGAUUACCUCUUAAGCUAACCUUAAUAUCAAAAUUCAAUAGACAGGUAUGGACUGGGAUUUGGAAAUUACUUCGAAAAAACUUUUACCUCGUCUUGGUAGAAGAUCGCAAAACAUUGUACUAGAAGACUCUAAACUCGACGAUGAUCCUUUGGAAAGCCCUGUAUCGUCAUCUUUCGUGAAAUCAGCACAACCACCUGUAGCACCUCCACGUACCAGAAAAACUGGAUGGGGUGACGAAUUAAAAAGCGGGAAGAUACGUGGAGCUUCUAUUAUUGAACAAGAACGUUCUCGAGGGAUAGAGAAAGAUGAAGUGAUAGAUGAAUUAUUUGUAGAUAUUCCUAUAAUUCCCGAUUUGGAUGAAAUUCAGGAAGAUAAUGCGUUUUCUGAUAUUAAUGCGUCAACAGUGAACGUGAACAGAGUCGCUGCAUAUAAAGAACUUGAUACAGAUUUGGUGAAAAAUGCUGCAUUCACGUCUUUAAAUGGUGUUAAUCUUUCUCUUCUAGCAGAAAAAUUAUACAAUGAAAAUUUGACGAAAGAAUUGGAUGAAGUAUGGAAUUGGAAUUUACUUUUUACUCAAGUUGCAUCUGAAGUAAACAGCGAAACACAAAAAAAAUUGGUCACAUAAAUUUUAUAUAAUUUUUUAUUUUAAAAAUAAAAUCAAAAAUCAUACGAAAAAAAAAA
Molecule: messenger RNA, 763 nt
Organism: Apis florea (little honeybee)
Lineage: Eukaryota; Metazoa; Arthropoda; Insecta; Hymenoptera; Apidae
Gene: IFT43
Product: intraflagellar transport 43
Biological process (GO): intraciliary retrograde transport
Cellular component (GO): cilium; intraciliary transport particle A
Source: RefSeq, a predicted model, not a curated record